CUUAUCCAAAAACCAGCUUCUGUGACUCAAAUUUAACAUUUUCUACAACAUUGUCUGGUUAGAACAAAAGACAAUGAGCUAGCUCAUGCCUCAUUCUCUUACUUCAUGAACACAACCACAGCCACAUUCCUACUCCAAGCAUCAUGACUGAUACAGUGGACAAACUGGUCAUCUUCCUAGCAAAGAGAGAUGGUAUUGACAAGCUUGUCAAGACCUUCCAGUAUGUCUCUAAGCUUGUCAACUGGCAUGUGGAAGCCACAAACCCUGACAUGUCCAAGAGGUUCAAGCAAUGGGAAGUUGCCUCAGGUCUCAGCAGAAAAGCCUUCAGAACUGGCAGGUUCCUGACAGGAUUCAAUGCUCUUAGGAGAAAUCCAGGUUCCAACAACACUCUAAGGCUUCUAGCAGUGCUUUCUAAUGCAGGGGAAAUGGUUUACUUUUUCUUUGACCAUUUUCUUUGGCUGUCAAGGAUUGGAACCAUAGAUGCAAACUUGGCGAAGAAGAUGAGCUACAUAUCAGCCUUUGGUGAGGCUGUGGGGUAUGUUUUCUUCAUCAUAGCUGAUUUCAUUUUGUUGCAAGAAGGGUUGAAGGCAGAGAGAAAGCUGAAAGAAGGGUCCAAGGAAAAGUCAUCAUCAUCAGAAGAAGAGAAAGAGAAUGAGAAAAGGAUUCAGAAGAUUAGAGGUGAUAGGAUAAUGAGGCUAAUGGCUGUGGCUGCAAAUGUUGCGGAUUUGAUCAUAGCAUUGGCAGAGAUUGAGCCUAACCCAUUUUGCUGCCACACUGUUUCUCUUGGUAUUAGUGGCUUGGUUUCUGCUUGGGCUGGUUGGUAUAGAAACUGGCCAUCAUAAGGCAAAUUCGAAGAGUUUUAAAUUGUGAAUGUGGGCGGAAAUUGCAGAUUAAUGCGGAUUGAAACGGCUGCAAUUGUGGUCAUGAUGCUGUUGCGGAGAUUUUUAAACUCUUUACAUUGCGGCCGGACUGCAUUUUGAAACACACUGUAAUGUUUCACACCUGAAUGAAUGUUAAGUUGUUUUGUUUAUAAGUAUAAACUCUGAAGUUGUUUCUGUUUCCUCUCAUGAGUCUAAUCUUCAAAAUCAAUUAUAAGGUUAUACAUAAGAUGCCAUUGUUUUUUAGACCA
Messenger RNA from Lotus japonicus, 1129 nucleotides. Its product is annotated as peroxisomal membrane protein 11B. The record is from RefSeq and is a predicted model, not a curated record. Gene Ontology annotation, cellular component: peroxisomal membrane. Lineage: Eukaryota; Viridiplantae; Streptophyta; Magnoliopsida; Fabales; Fabaceae. The transcript has 2 exons. Bases 144 to 842 code for a protein of 232 amino acids. Gene Ontology annotation, biological process: peroxisome fission; regulation of peroxisome size.